Molecule: messenger RNA, 2165 nt
Organism: Bombyx mori (domestic silkworm)
Lineage: Eukaryota; Metazoa; Arthropoda; Insecta; Lepidoptera; Bombycidae
Gene: dco
Product: double-time protein
Biological process (GO): positive regulation of canonical Wnt signaling pathway; peptidyl-serine phosphorylation; signal transduction
Cellular component (GO): nucleus; cytoplasm
Molecular function (GO): ATP binding; protein serine/threonine kinase activity
Source: RefSeq, marked provisional
AUUUACAAAAAUUUGGUUCCUCGUCCAUGUGUUUCUGCCUGUAGAUAAGUCCAAUUUGCAACUUAUUUUAGUUAAAAAUAUAGAUUUUUUUACAGAAAAUUUACUAAGAUAAUCUCUACAACAGCUCAGAUACAAACAAAAUUACAUCAGAAUUCAUGUUCAAUUUAAUUUUACUAGUUAACUUGUGCGUCUAUCGCAAUAUGGCCGUCCUGUAAUGAAUUGGUGGUCAGUAAUAUUAUUUGUGGUUCUAUCUCUCUGCUAAUAUUAAAAUGGAGCUUCGUGUCGGUAACAAAUACCGACUUGGGCGAAAAAUUGGCUCCGGAUCUUUUGGAGAUAUAUAUUUAGGAACAAACAUUGUCACAAGGGAAGAAGUAGCCAUUAAGUUAGAAUGUAUCAAAACGAGACAUCCACAGUUACACAUAGAAAGCAAAUUUUACAAACUAAUGCAAGGAAGAGUUGGAAUUCCUGCAAUUAAAUGGUGUGGGUCAGAGGGUGACUACAAUGUAAUGGUAAUGGAACUGCUAGGUCCGUCAUUGGAAGAUCUCUUCAAUUUUUGCUCACGUCGUUUUUCUCUCAAGACAGUACUCCUUCUAGCAGACCAACUAAUUUCCCGCAUUGAGGACAUACACUACAGAAAUUUUAUCCAUAGAGACAUCAAACCUGACAAUUUUCUAAUGGGCCUAGGUAAAAAAGGAAAUUUAGUGUAUAUAAUAGAUUUUGGCUUAGCUAAGAAGUACAAAGAUCCUCGGACUAAUCAACAUAUACCUUACAGAGAAAACAAAAAUUUGACAGGAACAGCAAGAUAUGCUUCAAUAAAUACACAUUUAGGAAUUGAGCAGUCACGUCGAGAUGAUCUAGAGUCACUGGGCUAUGUGCUCAUGUACUUUAACCGUGGUAGUUUACCAUGGCAGGGGCUAAAAGCAGCAACAAAACGUCAAAAAUAUGAAAGAAUAUCUGAAAAGAAACUGUCCACUCCUUUUGAUGAGCUUUGUAAGAACCAUCCAAUUGAGUUUCAACUGUAUUUGAAGUACUGCCGGCGACUUCGUUUCGAGGAGAGACCCGACUACGCCCAUCUGCGUCAGUUGUUUCGCACCCUCUUCCACCGGCAAGGAUUUACAUAUGACUACGUGUUUGAUUGGAACAUGUUAAAGUUUGGAGGACUGCGUGAUAACCAUCAAACAAGUGGUAUUGAUCGCGCUCUUAGACGUCUUGAACAAAAUCAGGAACAAGAAAAUACCGCUGCGACAGCCGGCCAGCCCAGUAAUGCAGUGGCAGCAAUUUCGGAAUGGCGGUGAGGAGAGAUACCGCUGACUUCACGCUGAUAACAUCUCUCUAAAAGCACGUUGGUAUUUGUGACCAGUAUGUUCUGUGUCGCAGAAUGUACCUUACACAGACAUAAUUGUGACAAUGAAAGUAUAAGGACGCCUCUGCAGAUGAUCAGUACGGCAGGACUUGAGGCGUGAGCGUGAACUUCGACUACACAUUCGCGAUUUUGAAAGCGAAUCUUUAUAUUAAUUAAUAAAUAAAUAAAAAGAUAAAAUGAUUUUGUAAGCAUACAGGUUAACAUUCAUAUUAAUGUAAAUUAUUUAAAUUUUAGGCUAAGCAGGUUGAUAAGUGGGCCGAUGAACUCGUAACUUUUCUCGCAAUUUUUAAAUAUGUAACGUUAAGUUAUGUAAUAAAUAACGUUUAAGGCCUACCCAUACAUCCAUUGUACUUUGUGCUCAGUUAUAUUUAGAUAUAAGAGAAUUCAAUAGUAACAUUUGAGGCGUUCGUUCAGAAAAAGAACUAACUGCCCGGUGUCAAAUUUUGAUGUUCAGUUUAAAUAGAAUAAUCUAUAAAUAUUCUUUACAAAAGGAAUUAUUUGUCUUAUAUCUAAAUACAACACUCGUAUAUAUUUGGUAAAACUGACUGAUUGAAAACAAUUACUAAAAACGCAGGAAGCAUACUGUAGAAACGAGUUUAUCAGACUUUUCGAUUCCUACUGCGUUAAUUUUGCAACUUUAAGUAAGUUACUACAAAUUGAAAGUAGGAACGGUAGAAAAAUAAUUGCUCUAAACCAAAUUUGUCUGCACAUUGUGUAAAAUCAUUGCUCGAAAAGGUAUAAAACUGUAAAUAAACAAGUACAUUCUCUGAGUGCAAUAUAGUGAUGUUUUCUUUAACUAUUC